Protomyces lactucae-debilis is the source of this 2484-nucleotide messenger RNA. RefSeq names its product OPT oligopeptide transporter protein-domain-containing protein. Gene Ontology annotation, molecular function: oligopeptide transmembrane transporter activity. The record is from RefSeq and is a predicted model, not a curated record. Gene Ontology annotation, biological process: transmembrane transport. The coding region runs from base 1 to 2484 and encodes 827 amino acids. Lineage: Eukaryota; Fungi; Ascomycota; Taphrinomycetes; Taphrinales; Protomycetaceae. The transcript is spliced from 2 exons.
AUGGCAACAUCCUAUGCGCCGCUCGUCGAUCCGCUAGGCUCCGUUCGAAGCUACGGUGCCGCUAUAUCCAGGCGAACGCGCACCGCCUCCAUGGAUGCGCAGCGCACACUCCGCGAAACACCCUCUAUCAUCAACUUUCACCCUAGUCGACGGACUAAACCACGUUCGCAGUCUGAAUCUUAUGAAGCUUAUGAACCAUUGAGGCGGCAGAGUCUUGCGACGUCAGUUGCUUCAAGCGACAAUGCUGAGGAAGCACUACUAAAAGAAGGUGCGCUGUUGCUCGAUGACAGCCCAUACGCUGAAGUGCGUGCGUGCGUCAGCAAUCAAGACGAUCAUACCUUACAAGCGGACACGAUGCGCAUGUGGUGUCUUGCACUCGCCUUUGUCGUGACUGGAAGUGCUGUCAAUCUGUUUUUCUCCCUCAGAUUCCCAGCCGUGGCCAUUACAGCACUAUUGGCCCAAUUAUUGUCGCAUCCUAUAGGAAUCGCGUGGACUCGGUAUAUGCCGGACAUCACGAUUCCCCUCAUCCAUGUUCGAGUCAAUGACCCGGACCAUCCUUGGAACGUAAAGGAACACACAUGUGUCUUUGUCGCUGCCAACGUCUCAUUUGCAUUUGCAUUCGCAACAGAUGUCUUGACGGAACAGAUCAAAUUUUAUGGCAUGAAGCCGUCGCUCAGUUACUCAAUUGCACUGGUCAUUUCGACACAAGUCAUCGGCUAUACAUUUGCUGGGCUUACACGGCAUUGGCUAGUCACGCCGAGUUCCAUGAUUUGGCCAGCGACUCUGGUCAAUUGUGCUCUCUUCCAAGUGCUACAUCCUCAACGUCUUGGUGCAGGCGAACACAUCAGCCUCGACUCGCAAUCCACUACAAAAGAAGGUGGGCUAACACGGACGCGCUUCUUUGUCUUGCUCUGUGGUGCGGCAUUCCUGUGGGCUUUCGUGCCGUCCUUCUUUGUCCCUGGCUUGAGCUACUUUGGCAUAGUCACUUGGUUCUUUCCGAAGCAAAAGACCAUCAAUACCAUCUUCGGUGUUCGGAGUGGCAUGGGCAUAUUGCCGUUUACCUUUGACUGGGCACAAAUCUCCUUCACCGGUUCUCCCAUCCUUGUUCCAGCCUGGGCAGCCCUCAACGCCCUCUUUGGUGUAGCGUGUAUGCUGUGGAUCAUGGCACCGCUCCUUUAUUUUACCAAUUCCUUUGGCUCUGCAUUUUUGCCCUUUGCAGACAGUAAUGUCUUUGACAAUACGGCACAGCACUACAACGUCUCCCGCAUCAUUACCCCUGAGGUGACAUUUUCAAAGGAAGCUUAUGAAGCGUAUUCGCCACUUUAUCUGACAGCGUCAUACAUCAUGAGCUACGUGGCAGCGUUUGCUAGCUUGUCAGCACUUGUCGUUCACUGCUAUCUUUUUUACAAGGACGACAUUAUCCGUCAAUGGCAAGCCAGCAAAACAGAAUUGAGUAGUCGCACGGGAGAUGUUCAUUCACGUCUGAUGAGACGGUAUCCAGAUGUCGACAACCGUGCCUACCUGGCCAUCUUUGUCCUUUGUCUGCUCUUGGCUCUUUGGGUUGUUGCCCAUGAAUUUGUUGGAUUGCCGUGGUAUGGGCUCCUAUUGGCGCUGUGUCUGUGUGGCGUGUUUUUCGUACCGACAGGCAUCAUCUCUGCGAUUGCAGCGCAAAACACAUCCACGGCACUGCUCUGCCAAUUAAUUUGUGGUGUUGUCUUUCCCGGUCGUCCGAUUGCCAAUCUGGUCUUUCUCAACUUUGGCUAUGUUUCCGGCAUGCAAGGGAUUCGCUUUGCGUCAGACAUGAAGAUUGGCGCGUACAUGAAGAUUCCACCGAGGUUGUUGUUCAAAGUACAGUUGAUUGCAACGCUUCUCGGCUCACUCGUACAAGUUGGCGUUCUCAAGUUUUUGCUCGCUUCAGUACCGAAUAUCUGUACGAUGGAUGCACCGAAUGGAUUGACCUGUCCUAUUGCACGCAUCCAUUUCAACUCCUCCAUCAUUUGGGGACUCAUUGGACCAGGCCGUUUAUUUGGACGUGAUGCACUCUACAGACCCAUCAUGUAUGCCUUUGCACUUGGUGCAAUCUUGCCGAUUCCCAUCUACUAUAUGAGUCGACGUAGCAAGGGCAAGGACUCGGUUUGGAAUUACUGUAAUGUACCAGUGAUGCUCAGUGCAAUGACAUGGGUCCCACCUGCUGGUGGCCUCAAUUUCUCAUCUUGGGCACUUGUUGGGUAUCUAAGUAAUCACGUCUUGAAGAGGCGACGCCCUGAUCUAUGGGGUAAGUACAAUUUUGUGGCCUCUGCAGCAUUGGAUAUGGGCUUAGCAUCUGCAUUGGUUGUUGGGUUUUUCAGCUUGGUGUAUACGAAUGUGCUGAAGGACUAUGGGCUGGAGUUUGGAAAGCAGGUGUACAAGCAGACGUGUGACUGGCAAGGAUGUACGCGCCUGCCAUUGCCGGAGAGGGGAUUCUUUGGCCGAGAUGUGUGGUAA